AUGGCCUCGCCCCCGCUCCAGCCGUCGGCCGCGGUGCGUCUGCCGCCCGACCUGAUGCGCGAUCUGGAGGCUGAGGAUCCCGAGCUCCGGAGUGUGGCCCAAACGCACGCGGCUGUGCACCAGGAGGUGCUCAACCUGAUUCUGGCCUCCGGCAAGCUCGAGGGCGAGAUUGAGUCGCUCAAUGCCCAGCUGCUUGACGCCAAGGCCGACGCCCCGGCGUAUUCCGAGGCCUUGACCCGACUGCUCCUUUCACUGGAUCGCGCGGAUGCCGAGGACCUACGUAUCUCCGAUGUGGCGCCCGUCCAAGCUGGAGUUGCAAAGGGCUGA
Fonticula alba is the source of this 327-nucleotide messenger RNA. RefSeq lists its product as hypothetical. The transcript is spliced from 3 exons. The record is from RefSeq and is a predicted model, not a curated record. NCBI's taxonomy places the organism in Eukaryota, Rotosphaerida, Fonticulaceae. Bases 1 to 327 code for a protein of 108 amino acids.